UUGAUUUCUCGUCAAAUGUCAAUUUUAUUUUUUAUAGGAUAUGUCCCUGUAGAACCCCAUCCAUGUGAGCAAAGUUCGUGUUACCCAGCCACAGGUAAUUUACUUAUAGGUAGAGAGAAACAACUUAGCGCGUCUUCAACUUGCGGUCUUUAUGAGCAACAACGAUAUUGUAUUGUGUCUCACUUGGAAGACCGAAAGAAAUGCUUUUGGUGCGAUUCACGUCCAUCCAAAAUCAUGAAACCACAUUUAAACCACAGUAUACAAAACGUUGUUUAUAGAUACUACCCAGGAACAAAACUAAAGUCGUGGUGGCAGUCAGAAAAUGGCAAAGAAAAUGUUUCGAUUCAACUUGAUCUAGAAAAGGAGUUUCACUUUACCCAUUUAAUUAUGACUUUUAAAACGUUUAGACCAGCAGCUAUGUACAUAGAAAGGUCUUACGACUUCGGAAAAACAUGGAAGGUAUAUCGGUAUUUUGCGCAUAAAUGUGCGGACAGUUUUCCAGGAAUUCCAGAAAGAUAUUCGCAAAAUCUAACAGACGUUAUUUGCGAAUCCCGAUAUUCAAAUGUGGCACCCUCGACAAACGGAGAACUUAUUUUUAGAGUUCUUCCACCUAAUAUGCAUAUCGACAAUCCCUAUUCCGAAGAAGUUCAAAACUUACUAAAAGUUACUAAUCUUCGGAUCCGAUUUGUAAAACUCCAUACUCUAGGUGACGAUUUGCUGGAUCCACGCGAAGAAAUACAGGAAAAGUACUACUACGCAGUAACCGAUAUGGUAGUACGGGGUUCCUGUUCUUGUUACGGUCAUGCCAACCGCUGUUUGCCCUUACCGGGAAUGGAAACUAAACCGGACAUGGUACAUGGUAGAUGCGAGUGUACUCAUAACACAAAAGGAUCAAAUUGCGAAGAAUGCGAAGACUUUUUCAACGAUCUACCCUGGAGACCUGCCAUUGGAAAGCAAACAAAUGCCUGCAAAAGUAAGAGAACUGAAUCUUCCACUUAUUUCUGUUACGCCCUCUACUUAAAGGUCUCGCGUGAAAGCGCUAGGAACGGAUUAACAUUUUUUAACGCGAAAAGACUGAAGUAA
Agrilus planipennis (emerald ash borer) is the source of this 1083-nucleotide messenger RNA. Its product is annotated as laminin subunit beta-1-like. Gene Ontology annotation, biological process: cell migration; substrate adhesion-dependent cell spreading; basement membrane assembly. Lineage: Eukaryota; Metazoa; Arthropoda; Insecta; Coleoptera; Buprestidae. The coding region runs from base 16 to 1083 and encodes 355 amino acids. The transcript is spliced from 5 exons. The record is from RefSeq and is a predicted model, not a curated record. Gene Ontology annotation, cellular component: laminin trimer.